UCUGCAUACACUUCGACCAGUUUUCCGUUCCUUCCUGAAAAAAAAAAGCAUGCCCACAGCAUAAUACUGACGCUGCAAUUUUUUUUUACGUUUGCUUCGUGCCCCACACAGCUUAUGGCCAUCCUUAAACUUGACUCACUCAUGGCUUCCUUUUUACCAAUUUUCCAAUAAAUUAAAUUUUUUGUAUAUAAAAUUACAAAAUAAACCAUACACAUAAAAAUACGAUGAGGCACAUUUUACUCAUAGCAAAUAAAAAUAUUUUGAGGGGCUUCUUCACACACUUAGAGUUGCACAGACCACAAAUUUGUGAAUGAGUCUUGUGCAAUUCUUCCCCCUGGCCUCAAGAUGUCGCUGCAGUCCCAGCACACCUCCUGUCUUCUGGUUGCAUCGUUUCAUGCGUUGCUGCUGCUUCAGUUCCGUUCAAAUAUCCUUACUACACUGUUCUCUGUACCGUACAUGCCUUUGUAGUUUUUUAAAGACAUUAUAUUGACCACAACAUACGUGUCUUACAUUUAUGAUAUACGUUUGUUACAAAUGCUUUCGAUUAUUUUCACAUCUCACGGACGUAAAUUGGGGCGCUAAGAUACAAAUCCCACCCCGCUCAUUCAAUUGGUCUGCCCCAAACCUGUUUCAUGCAGUCCGCCGUCUAUCAGUCAACGUCGCGCUUCCCUCCUCCGCCUCGCUUGGCAGCAUCCAGGAGUGUGCCCACCUUAUUCCUGCGACGGUCGUUUGAUGUGAACAUAUUUACGGCAAGAGCCGCCGGUUCGGCACAAGUUUUUUUCUCCAUUAUUCCUAGUUUCUACACUAGCUUUGUCAUUUACCGUCGGGAUGAGUCAGGAUGUAACUGGGUGUUGUCCUGUUGUUUUUAGCUAGGCGGAUAAAUUCCUUCAACCAGCCUGCUGUUUCAAUCACUGCGGGCUGUCACUACGUUAGCCGAAGCGCUGUUGCACUGGGCGAGCUAGCGGGCUAGCAGGGCGAGCAUUCCCGACUGUUUUCGGCCUAAUCUAGAGAAGGCUGCGCUGAUGUUGGAAUAACGCUGGAGAGACUGCAGACACUUCGGCUGUCACUGCUUUGGAUGCUGCAGGUUUGAACCACUCUUGGCGGAUGGUGAAGAUUGAGCUGGAAAAUACAGUGACAGAAAAAAAUACCUAAGUUGCUGCCGUUAGUAAAAGAAAAAAAGGAAGAAAAAAGGCAAAACCCUAAGCUGCGACCAGAGUGGUGCAGUCAGUGGAGCUCCUAGCUCUCUUCCCAGUGUCAGUCUCCCGUGAUUUACGGUGGAACAUCCGGGUGAAGUCGCAGCUCUUCCCGGCCGGGGGGACAACUUGACAGCGAGGCCCCUUGGCUAAGUCUCCCCUCCCCCAGCCCCGACCAUCCGUCCGUCCGUCCAGUCUAGUCUAGUCCAGUCCGACUGACCGCCUCCUCCUCGCUUGCUUGAGAGCCAAGCGAGGGCCGGGGAUUCGGGAGAAACUGAAACCGUGAGCCAGUGUUCGUCAGGUCCCGUUUGAACCGGGCUGCCACAACCAGAGGGGAUGACUCUGGAGUCCAUGAUGGCUUGCUGCCUGAGCGAGGAGGCGAAGGAGUCGAAACGAAUCAAUGCAGAAAUUGACAAACAACUGCGCCGAGACAAGCGGGACUCCAGGAGAGAGCUGAAAUUGUUGCUGCUCGGUACGGGAGAAAGUGGUAAGAGCACCUUCAUCAAACAGAUGAGGAUCAUCCAUGGAGCUGGCUACUCAGACGAAGACAAGAGGGGCUUCAUUCGGCUUGUUUACCAAAACAUCUUCACCUCCAUGCAGUCUAUGAUCCGUGCCACUGAGAACCUCAAGAUCCCGUACAAAUAUGAACAGAACAGGGCCAACGCCAUGCUUGUGAAGGAAGUGGAUAUUGAGAAGAUCAAUGGGUUUGAUCAGCACUAUGUCGUAGCUAUUAAAAGCCUGUGGGCCGAUCCGGGAAUCCAGGAGGCCUACGAUCGUCGCCGAGAGUACCAGCUCUCCGAUUCCACUAAAUAUUAUCUUAGUGAUAUAGACCGUGUGACUGCGGAGGGAUAUGUUCCCACCCAGCAGGAUGUGCUGAGGGUCCGUGUUCCCACCACGGGUAUAAUAGAGUACCCCUUUGACCUGGAGAACGUCAUCUUCAGGAUGGUGGAUGUCGGGGGUCAGAGGUCAGAGCGGAGGAAGUGGAUUCACUGCUUUGAGAAUGUCACCUCCAUUAUGUUUCUUGUGGCUCUGAGUGAGUACGACCAGGUCUUGGUGGAGUCCGACAAUGAGAACCGCAUGGAGGAGAGUAAGGCUCUGUUCAGGACAAUAAUCACAUACCCCUGGUUUCAAAACUCUUCAGUCAUCCUCUUCCUCAACAAGAAGGAUCUUCUAGAGGAGAAGAUUGCUUAUUCACACUUAGUGGACUACUUUCCUGAAUUUGAUGGUCCCCAGAGAGAUGCUCAGGCAGCACGGGAGUUCAUCCUCAAAAUGUUUGUGGACUUGAACCCAGACAGUGACAAGAUCAUCUACUCUCACUUCACCUGUGCCACGGACACUGAGAACAUCCGCUUUGUGUUUGCGGCCGUCAAAGACACCAUCCUGCAGCUCAACCUGAAAGAGUACAACCUGGUGUGAGAGGGGGACGGUGCUCGCGACGCACAUUUCCCCCCAACCCAUUGCACAACGCAACCCUCUUCGGGAACGUGCUGUCAACUCCACACGCAUCGCACAGCGCAGCACUCCGGCUCUCACACACUCAUUCACACAUAAACAGAACUGUUGCUUUUUUUUUAAAUUUUUUACUUUUCUUUCCAGUACAGUGUAUUACCAGGAUGUCCCACCUUCAUUCGUGCCCUUCCUUUCACCGAAGCUGCUCCCUCCUUCUCCUCCUUCUCUCGGCAGCUUGUUGCAUCAGUCUUCGGUCCUUAAAAAGCUGCUCCGUGUGUCAGAGCUAGCAUACAGACCUUUCAUAUGGGCUAAACGGCGACAGGAAGGGAUUUUUGUUGGCAUUUGUUUAUCUGCGCGUAUUUGGAGCAGUUUAUAUUGGCAAUUAAUUUUUUUCAAAAAACUAAAUUUAAUCAUAGGGCCCCGCAGAGAUGACCCUCUCUCCUUUCCUGCCAGUGUGGAAGGCACUGACUGAUUUAUCUGGUGACAUCAUUUAACAAGCAGCGGUGCUGAACACAGAAGAGAUGCUACAGAGUGACGCAGUUGGGAUGUGAGGUCAAAGUUACGGCCUGGAGGAUUCUGGGACCUUGCAUCUAUGAAUGUACACCAGGUGUGAGCGUCACAAUCACAAAAAAAAACGAGAGAGAUGUAUAUGAAUUUAUUGCAUAUAAAAUUAUGAAUUCAAUGCGUAUUUAUCCAUUUUCAACAAGAAGCGAGGGGGGGCCAGGUGCAGUUAAUAAAAAUCUGUUGCCGAGGUUUUUUGACAGAUUUUUACAGAUUUAGAAAAAUUUGUUGCAACACUAAAAUGGCUGAAUUAAGCAGGCAUAAAAGCAGAACAUUUAUAAAAACGUUUUUUUUUUUUUUUUUUGCAAAAUUUAAAAGAAAAAGCAACUGUAAAUUUGUUUGACAUAAGUAUGCUUUGAAGAUAUUCAUAAUUGUGUGUUUUUUUUUUAAGUUAAUCACACGCUUCCCUUCUUCACAACGUAUUCUAUACGAAUUCACGAUGCAGCACUCCCUACAACUGGUCACACCGACACCGAUGAUGUGAAUCUGCUCCCUCAGUACAAAACACUAGCUAGCAGCGGGGGUGGUGGUAUUAAAGGACCCCCAUUGUGGAGUUCACCUAUGAGUAGCUAAAUCGGCGCCAUAAAGGCUGGAAACGCAACGUGUCCGAUGGCAUCACACUUCCUAACGUGACGCAGUCAUCAGCAACGUCAGGAUGUGCUUCUUAUAUUUUGUUAUGUUGGGGUUUUUUUGAGUGAUAUAUUAGGGGAAAAGGAGGAUGAUGGGCCUUUCACAGAAAAUACUCUGGAGUCUGCAAAUUCUUUGUGUAUAUUUGUAAAUACAUAUACACAAAACUCUUCUGUACAAAACAAGUUCUCUGUGGUACACCAUCUUUGGUUUUUGAAAAGAAAAAAAGAGAAAAAAAAUGACUUUCUUUAGCAUACAGCUUUCUGCUAUGAAUUUAUGGUAGUAUUGAUACUGUGAUUAUGAAUUUUGUUCACUUAAUAGGAUUUCAAAGAGCCGGACGGUGUUGAGGAAACGAAGUGGGUGGUCGGAGAGAAAGACAGCCUCUGAAUGCCACACUACUGCAACAGCUCUGUGUUCAGAGUCAAACUAACUAGGGCUGGUUCAACAAAAAAAAUGACAAAAAAUCUUGACGGUUAAGGUGAAAGGAUGAUUUUGACAGUAAUUAAAGAGUUUUUUUAUUUAUAUAAUUUAUGGACCAGGAUGAAAGUGUUGAUAAUUUGACUGCUUGUGUUUCUGUCAUGUUGAAGGGCUCCUUUUCUCAUGGCAGAGCCUACUUGAGUCUGAACUGCUGUUAAAAAAAAAUACAAAACAAUAAAAAAAUCGAAUGUCUAGUAUAGUAAGAACUUUAUCUCUGCUUUCUAUUUCUUAGACAUUUCCAGAUGUACUUGCCAUUACAUUUCAAUCCAUUAUAAAGCGGUUUGUUUUCUUAUAUCUUAGGGAGCCCUCACAUUCUGUUUUUCAUUAUUUUUUAAAGAAUCAUUUUUUUCCUGUUGGGUUAUAGAUGCAGCGCUGUAAUACAUACCUAAAACAUGUACAGUACAAACAUAGGUGGACUUUUUUUUAUCAGUGAUUGAAGACCUCUGAGGUCCAUGCUUGCUAUUUGUAACUUAACAAAAGAUAAAAUGUCUUUUCUUUUUUUUUGUUUGCUUUAAUUUCAAAUUUUUGGAAGCUUGCUCUGAAUAGUGCCAGUGAAGUGCAGAUAUAUUAAUUUUGUUUUGGUCUUGUAAAUGACCUUUUCUACAAGUGAUUUACCCUUCGUCUUCAUUAAGGGCUAUAUCACAGUGCAUCCGACAGCGGGGAGUGGAGUUAAGGACCACAGUGAACCAAGUCAUCCACUAUUACUACUAUUACUUGUUUAGAAAGAGAAUAUUUGCUGUCUGUGCUAUUAAGAAGUAAAGGCAGAGUGUUAACACAAAUGUAAGUGUGUGAGUAGAGAGUCUUUACCAACACUUAAGAUGCAUUCUUUAGGUAUUUUUUCUGGUUUCUCACUACAUUUUGUUUGCAUCGGCUUUCCAGUGUCGCUUGUAAUCCAUCAUGAAGUGUUGAGGCACUUAUCAGUACAGACACUACUACCAGGACAAGUAUUGCAUGAGUUCCCCAAGUAUUUGAGUUGUAGCUAGGAAGCCAAGAAAUGUUAUUAAGACCAUACUGGUGUCUUUGCAUAUUUUAAUCUGUGUACAUUUCUACUUUUAUGGCAGCUAAAGGAGGUGGAAUCAUGAUUGUUAUAAUAUGAACCUGUUUUUUGACUAGAUUGUUGCAAUGAGCACAUCAGUUAGUAUUUCUUCUCUCCUUUGCAUUAAGGUAAUGGACAAUAUUGUCCCUCAUGCAAAGCAAUGACCAAUACCAGUUAUUAGGACAGUUGAAGAUUUUUGAGGUGAGGUUGUGUUAAUCUAAGCAAAACUCUUUGGAUCUUUAUUUAGUAUAAAUCCAGAGUAGUUUGCCCAAGCUAAUGGCUAGUCCAAGAUCAAAGUGGACGUCUUAAAAUUGCUCCAAUCUCAAAAGCAUCAAAACGUUUAUGCAAAGGUUCUUUUAUGAACCUUGAUUUGGACUCUUCUAAAGGUGAAAACAGUAAAACAUCCAGCCCCCUUGUUAUCUGCUGACAUCCAGCUUAUUGAUGAGGCAGCCGUAAAGAACAGCCACACUUCUUCAACUUCCUCUGACUGCAUUUUAACAGCUAAAGGAUGCUACAAAUGGCAACAUCUUCCCACAGUAACAACUUCCACAGUGAGGAGUGUUGUUUGCAGUGCAACCUAGUAAUACUUAAAUAUGGGGCUUUCAUUGAAAAAAUACGAGUUUCUGCAUGGUUGUUUACUAAAUGAUGUCCUGAUUUAGUAUAAAUCCCGACUAGUUAGGACCAGAGGGUAAAGCUAACGGCUAGAACUACAGGGGGCGAGACUAAUGGGUGUUCUAUCAUCGUAAAAUGACUCCAGCGGCAUAUGCAAACACUUUUAUGAUCCUUUACACUGUUGACGCAUUUGCCUCACGCAAUUAUUUACAUGGGGAAGUGGAAUACUGGAAAUGGAGCUCUGGAGGUGGUGCACCUCCGCUGAUCUUCCUGUGUGAAACGCACACUGAAGAUACAACAAAUAAAGUGUCUCCGGUUGGAGUAGUCGUCAGGUAUAAAAGCUUAAGUGAAUGCCGUUUUGAUAUUACAUCACAUUAGUUUUCCGAAUGGAAAUGCUUUACAUGUUCGGUUCUCAGUUUACAUUAGUCCCAAAAGGAACAAACUAUUCUGGGUUUAAACUAAAUGAAGAUGCUGCAACAGUUAUUUUCUGCAGUUAAGCUAUUAAUUUAUUAAAAUAUUUUAAUAACAGACCCUGAUGUCAAAAAUCCAGAACUAUCACUUUUCUAAUCCUUGAACCGCCUGAUGUUUCUGGCCAUGCUUCGCUCUAGCUGAAACUGACAGAGCAGCUGAUUUCCAAUGUAAUUAGAUGAAAGUAUGCAACAGUGCACCAGUAUGCUAUUUUUGCCAUUUUCUCUGCUGAAAAGACACUAACCUCAUGCUGAGGAGUGACUGCUGCUAUGACUGAUGUGUAAAGAGGAUCAGAUGCCAGUAAGCAUAACCAAGUGUUUUAUCUGUAGUGUUAUUUCUACUUUUCGCUGAGUGCAGCUCACCUAAACGUAUUUGCUAAGCAACUUGACUCUACAACUCUGGCACGUAGUGAAGGGCCGGGUGACUGUUGGCGUGGGUUCGCUUCUGUUAGUAUUCCUACUUUUUCUUUCAUUCUGUUGUGGACAUGUAUUAUUUCAGCAUAACCAAGCAGCAAAGAGGGAUGCAGUUCAGUCUCCCCUCAUUCGUGACCAUUUUUAUUAUCCUUUCACACUACAUUACUUAUUUAUUGCCUUGAGUUAAGAGAGAUGGUCCUUUCCAAUGUUUCUGUAAGCUUGUUGUUAAACAAAUAGAAAUCAGACUUAUCUCUUACACAUCUGUAUAGAGUUCGACCCGAAGCUCGGUCCUCUUUUUUAUGUAAUAUAAACAUUUCCUGAACACUGUAUGUUUCUUUUUUUUUUCACUUCAUUAUUUUUUGUCUCACUCCAGUGAAAGCUGAAUUUCAAUCAUGUAGUGGUUUGUAUAAAAUGUUUUUUAUUUUAUUUUAUAUCCGAAUCACGGUGUAAAUGAUGUAUUAUUCUGAGUGUGCCAACCCCACUCUCCAGAGCCAGGCUCUCUCUAAGUGCCAAUAAUGUGGUCAUUAUCAAAUGGACCACCAUUUGAGAUGGGGGUGGCCUCCCCUUUGUAAAACAAACUAGAGACUAAAGUGAUAAUUAUGAACACACAAAGAUUUUAUUCUGUAUUUAAGAUUGAUUUAAAAGAUAAUCUGUUCUUUUGUUCAUUUUUUAAAGAAACUGUAAUUAUAUCUGCAUGUGCUGUUUGUUUUGUGUUGAAAGUGAGGGCUUGGAUGUUUUCACUGAAGUGGAGCCCUUUGUUGAAUGGGGUUCAAUCAGUUGGUUAUAAUUGAUUUACAAUAACUCUUGCCAUAUUUUUUUUUUUUUUAUUUGUUUCAUGCAUUUGUUUCAACCACUGUUGCCUGAUCCUCAUUCAAACAUGAACAUGACUUAUGAUCAUUGUCGCCUUCUAAGAGAGAAACAUAAUGACAAGGUAUCUGUUUUAAAUUGAAAUAAAUUUGUUCCUAUACUUGC
Messenger RNA from Girardinichthys multiradiatus, 7808 nucleotides. RefSeq names its product guanine nucleotide binding protein (G protein), alpha 11b (Gq class) (gene gna11b). The coding region runs from base 1530 to 2609 and encodes 359 amino acids. Gene Ontology annotation, molecular function: G-protein beta/gamma-subunit complex binding; G protein-coupled receptor binding; guanyl nucleotide binding. The transcript has 7 exons. Gene Ontology annotation, biological process: phospholipase C-activating dopamine receptor signaling pathway; adenylate cyclase-modulating G protein-coupled receptor signaling pathway; action potential. NCBI's taxonomy places the organism in Eukaryota, Metazoa, Chordata, Actinopteri, Cyprinodontiformes, Goodeidae. The record is from RefSeq and is a predicted model, not a curated record. Gene Ontology annotation, cellular component: heterotrimeric G-protein complex.